CAAGUGGCUGGAAAAACUGCAUUUCAUGGUUGACAUGACACGUCACCUAAACACGCUUAAUAAAAGUCUCCAGGAGAGGGGAAACACUGCACUGCAAAUGCUGGAAGCCGUUUUGUCAUUCGAGCGCAAACUGGCAGUAUUCGCUAGGGAUGUACAGCGAGGCACGCUCUCUCACUUCUCCUCCCUGAGAGAGUUCAAAGAUGCCCAUCAGGAUCACACUCUCAACGGUGAUUAUUUGCAAGGUGCAAUCGUUGAUAUGCAAGCUGCAUUUGGGAGCAGAUUUAGUGAGUUCCGAAAGGAAAAAAUGACACUUUCUUUCCCUGUCACACCCCUGGAAAUUGACCCUUCCUUGUUGAAUACAUUCCCAGGAGUAAAUCAAGCUGACCUCGAAAUGGAAAUGGCUGAUAUAGCUGACAAAGAUUUGUGGGUGGCCAAAUUCAAAAGUCUGACAGCAGAGCUUGAAGACGUCAGCCGCCAGAAAGCCCAUGCUGCCCAAAAUCACAAAUGGAGCGACAUUGAAAGCCUCCCAACACCAGAAAAACUUGUGUUUGAAACAUGGAAGGCCCUUCCCGACACUUACAGGAACAUGAAGACAUACGCAUUUGGGGUAUUAUCCAUCUUUGGAUCAACAUAUCUGUGCGAGCAGAUAUUCUCAAACGUGAACUACAUCAAAUCCAAAUACCGCACCCGCCUCACAGAUGAGAGCUUGCAGUCCUGCGUGAAGAUUAAAGUUUCAUCUUACAUGCCCGAUGUUGAGAAGCUGUCCAAUGAUGUCCGAAAACAGAAGUCACAUUGAACAGGUCUGAAGAUGUAUUGUGCGUGUCUGUAGAUAAGAGGGGGAAGAGAAGAGGAGGCUCCGGCGUUUGACCCUCGCACUGACUGCUACUUGGCGUUUAUGAACCAAAGAGAAA
This is a messenger RNA of Neoarius graeffei (lesser salmon catfish), 911 nucleotides long. Its product is annotated as general transcription factor II-I repeat domain-containing protein 2A-like. Gene Ontology annotation, molecular function: protein dimerization activity. The coding region runs from base 26 to 796 and encodes 256 amino acids. The record is from RefSeq and is a predicted model, not a curated record. NCBI's taxonomy places the organism in Eukaryota, Metazoa, Chordata, Actinopteri, Siluriformes, Ariidae. The transcript is spliced from 2 exons.